Messenger RNA from Magallana angulata, 6626 nucleotides. RefSeq lists its product as uncharacterized. Lineage: Eukaryota; Metazoa; Mollusca; Bivalvia; Ostreida; Ostreidae. The transcript has 6 exons. The record is from RefSeq and is a predicted model, not a curated record. Bases 497 to 3103 code for a protein of 868 amino acids.
AUAAUUUUUAUCAAGAAUCAAUAAAAAUUUUUAAUUAUUUGGAUUCAAUAAUUUUCUCGCAGACAUAAAAAAUCGUUUUGUUUAAAAAAGACCGCGAAUCACGUGAACAGCAAAACCCGCUCAAAUUUUUGGCAAGGUAAAUUGUAUAUUUAUAAGAUAAUUUCUAUUUUUGCAUCAGAUAUCCGCAUUCAGACAUGACCGCCAUUGUUUUCUUCGUCACACGCACCCAUUGAUUUGGGUUAAAAUGUUGUUGUUUUUGCAUAUUUUGCCGAUUCGUACAUUUGGUCUAAGUUCCAACCUUCUCAUCCAGCAGAACACCGAGUCUCUUCGCAAUAGUCAUUGGACAGCGAAAAAAGCCCGGAUGUACAGUAACAGCACAUAAUAUUUAGACGCCAUUUUGCCUGUACAAAAAUAACGAUAGCAAUGCCUGAUUGAUUAUUCGACAAGCGCUUGGAUCGGGAAAUAUUUCUGCGAGCUGAAUGUUUAUAGGACAAAGAUGAAGAAGGCCAAGAUGCCAGAGGACACCAAACUACAGCAUAUCCCACAACCGUCCGAGGCGGCCAAACUACCCCAGUUACCUCCCUUGUCCAUCGACACCAUGACACAGGUAGAGCUACAGGACUUUAUCCCUCAGCUGGUCAGCAUCAUGAUGUCCAAUAAGGCCGGCCUCCACAGGAAGAACUCGCGGCCUGACUGGUGGCCACUACACCUACCCUGGACGGGUACCAAGUCAGACCUACUGUAUCAACAGAGUAAUUGGUCUGAACCAUUGAGAGACGCAAUAAAGAAGUGUUACCGCCACAUGGGACAAGAAAAGUUGUUGCAGGUCAACAGGUGUGACAGCAAACAGACAUCCCUGCACGGUAAACCUGUGGACCGUUUGGACCCCUCCCCCAGCUACUACACUGGACCCUCCCCCCACAACCACAAUAAGAGGCCGUGCCAGUAUGCAGAGAUCUACAUCUGUUACUUCUGUGAGCACGAGUUCUCGGACAGGACUCAAAUGAGGGAGCACCAAGCCCUGUGUCAGGAGCGACCUCCCCAACUCCAGGAGGCCAUGAAGAUACCACCCCAGCCCUCUGACUCCACCCAGGGGCCCCCUCAAAUGAGCCCCAUCAAACUUUCCCUCAGUUAUAAGACCCCCAGGGGCCCCAAAGACGGCUUCAUCAAGAUGUUUAAUCUGGUGCCCAAACAGAAGGCAGACAAGAUUCUAGCGCGACACAGGAACAGCCUGGACGUUGAGUGUGAGGAGUUGGAUUACUCUGUACCGGACACGCCCAUCUCCCCCACAACCCCACGGACACCCAAGUCCCUGAUAUCGCAGCUCAGUCGAGAGGAAGGCCCUGCCUCCAGAAAGAGGCUCAGUUACUCGGAGCCUGGGGAUAACGAGGACCGGGAAAGCGUGAUCAGUGGAUGCAGUGAAGACGCAGAGGAGAAGGCGACCCAGAAAGGAAAGUCUCUUUUAGCCAUUGAUAUCUCCUCCCUGCUCGGACAGAGGAUUCAAAAACACGUCAAAGCAGACUCAUUUAUUCAGGUGAUUGGGGACUCGGAAUCAUUUUGCAAAACGCCAGUCAAAAACUCUUUCUAUGAAAAGCUACGCAACAGAACUAUAACCUUCCCACUAUCAUAUAAACCGCGGCGAAAACAUGAUGGGAAAUUUGUGCACAAGUAUGGUUUCAACAGCAAACAGAAAAAGGAGAUAAAGAAGAGGCUGAAGUCAGGACUCAGCAAAGAGAGUAGAGAGCUUUUGAGAAGUUUACCCAAGUGUUCAGUGGAUGUGGCCAGGCUUACAAACUGGGAACUCAGACGAUACCUGUCUAAACACUCCUAUAGAAAACUUAUGAACAUAAAACCCACAGCCAGUGUGUCUGAUUCAGAAUUCCCAAAGGAACCCCUUCUUAUGUCUAAAAAUGUGGAUAAACUUCUUGGUCUGAAGAAAAGGUCUGAGUUGAAUGAAACGAAGCUGAAUCAGUUGGCUCCAGUGAAUGUCGUGUCAGAGGACGCCAAUGCAGAGAUCACAAAGCAUAAGUUGACCCUGUACCGCUGUCUGUUGUCUGAUCUAGCUGCUGUGCAGUCCAAUCUGAAGAAAAACAAGACGACCAAGGCAAUCCAGCAGUCUCUGACACUCAAACUAAAGCAGACGCCAGCAGAUGGGCACAUCUCAGUGAAGAAAGAAAAGAUUGCGAUUCCUCCAGUAAAAUCCUCCACACCACUCAUACAACCCUCGUGGGUACCUCAUGGAAACAAAGUGAAGAAGAGACAAUCAGGGAAUCGGUCAGUCGACAACAUCUCCAUCAUCUCAAUUUCUUCUGAUGAGGAAUCAGUCAACUCCCGUUGCUGCGCGGCUUGUAGGAAGAAGAAGCUUGGCCUUUGUUCAGCGGACUUGUCUCUGAUGCCUUGCUCCUCCUCCACUACGCCGCCCUUGAGUGUGUCCCCCACAAGUUCGGUGUCCGUCACCCCUCAGGUCUCCCCCUGCAGUUGUAUUUCUUCCCCAGAGUCUGAAAAAUCUCUCGGUUUAAAUCUGUCCCCCACACCUGACCUAGUCCAGUGGCACGUUAAGUCUCGUACAUUUCAGACUUCCAAAGGCAAACCCAGCUCUAAACCCUUACUCAAAACGGCUAUAGAAACGCCAGUGUCGGCCUCGGUCUUUCAGAAAACAAGACAAAGAGAGAUGAACUCUCAAAGUAAGCAGAAUGUUUCAGUCUCCCAGAAGACUCCUGUGAAGAAAUCUCUCAGUGUGUCCAAACUAAGAACCUCUCCUAGAAAAUCAUCUCAACAGCAGCCAUCAGAGGGGGUUGGGCAGAGUCAAACCAAAGAAAAGAACAGAAGUAUUGAAAAAGAAGUAGCUCCACAGGAAAAUAGGCUUGGUGCCAAAGCAACUGUUUCCACUAAAACUUCAGCUGAAAAGUCGACUCCAGUUACAAAACAAACCAUGUCUCAAAAAACCUCACCCAGAAAAUCUCCCAUGAAAAAGUUGGACACCGGGAAUAAUCUGAUAAUCAAGACGAGAUCAAAGGCCGGACUUCCACUGAAGAGGUCAAAGAGAAUCAUGUCUUCAUCUGCUCAGAGCAGUCCCAAAAAGCCUAGAAUGGAUUCCAAGUAGAUUACAGGGUCGAUCAAAUGUACAGUGGUAUAGGUCUGUGCAAAAACCGUCAGGAACAAAAUAAGCUUUGCAUUACAUUCCUUUUGAAUGUGUUUGAUGAAGUUUGAUAAAGUAAAUAUGUGUUCAUCAUGAAUGGAAGAAAAGGACUGCCACUUUCAGACUUGUGUAUGUUACAGUUGGGUAUACUGUAUUAAUGACGAUGCAAUAAGAACCAAUAAUUCCUCUGCUUUGAUCUCGGUGUGGAAAUCUCAAAGGAUGAAAUAAGUUUGGAUCUUAAACUGAUCUUUAUUCAAAGCCAAAGUCUGUUACAUUUUACUGAUUUUUAAACUGUAUCUGAGAUAUAGGAUGCCUGUUAUUUUUUAACUGAGAGAGCUCUGUAAAUGAGAAUCAAUUGUCAUGAUUGUUCCUUGCUAGAUAGAUAGAAUGACUUUUUGUCAAUGAGAGAUAGAAUUGAUCUUUGUAUUUGAUAGCUUUUGGCAGCAAGAUAUUUGUUCAGAGAGCUACAUGAUCUGCUGCUGGAGAGUCUGUGUGUCUGUUAGAACUGUGUAUGGAACUCUGUCACUGUUAACAAAAGUGUGUUCAUUAGUUAGACGUAGUCAUUGUACACCACCAUUAGUAAAAUAGCUCUUUUUUUGUGUGCAAGAUCAAAUUUGUUUCUCCACUUGUUGUAUACCAUAUCCAUUUUCUUUCCAUGAAAGGUCCUUGUUUUGUGGAUACAUUUUUAAAAUAGUGCUUUUAUGAUGGUGCUCCAUUACGAGAGAGAGAGAGAGAGAGAGAGAGAGAGAGAGAGAGAGAGAUUGUCAUGGAACUGAGUCUGAUUAGGAAAAACUGGGAAAGAAGACUAAUUGUGUCUGUGAACAAUUUUUUUCCUGCUGUUUUCAGUGUGUGUAUGUAAAUGUAAACUGUGGAAGGAUCUCUCUUCAGCAGAUUGUUUUGUUUUUCUGCGUUCUCUUGACGUUGUUAUACAGUACAUUUGAACAAAUUGAAUUCUUCCACUAAUUUCAUAACGUUAAAGUGAAUGAAUAACAAAAUGUUGCCAAAAUCACUCAGAGAGUAGAUAUUUAGUUACCAAUUUUAAAUUGGGUCAUUUGUUGCUUUUAAGAAUCCUUUUUAUGUUAGAUUACUCUCUUUUUUCUGAAUUUAAACUGCAAUGCCAAAGUAGGGUCCUCAAAGGGGGAGUUUUUCCCUGGUUGGGUCUGGUAUACUGUAAAGCAACAUCUAUUCUCUUGCGAGAAAGUUUCAUGAGGUUCUUGAGAGCCUCGUUGUCAUGAAUAUUUCUUGGCCCGAACCACUCUUUGUCGCAUGGUUGUUACAACAACAAGACUGUGAAUAAGGCUUGGUCGGGAAAAUUAGUUGUCACAAACCACCUUAUCCCGAGUAAAUCAUGAAAUUUAGUCGCAGCGAAUAAUAGUUGGUUUACAGUAUUGUGUCAAAUCUGAAGAAAAAUUGAUUGAUAAGCAUUAAUUGAUCUGUUUUAAUGAAAAAUAUACACUCAUGCUUCCCCACCCUCAACAAUCAAAGUUGAUCGACUUCAGUGUGAUAGACUGUGAUGAAUGUUUGUUGAAGUUAUGUUCCAUUGUGUGUUAUUUUAUUGAGAUUAUCCGUUGUAGAGGUUGUAAGGUGAUUGUACACAUGUAGCUGGAUAUCUGUUCUUAUGUUGGGCAUUACUGGUACUAGUUGUCUGUUUCUGUAGUCACGAGUGAUUCAUGCGCUUGUUAGAUUUUUUUUGUGUAUUUCCCCUGUAUUCCCCCCCCCCCCCAUUAUCCCUUACAAAGCUCCACUUUUUCUGUGGACAUAAAGCUGACAUUUUGUUUCAUUUAUUGCACACAAAGUGUACCAUUCCUCCAUGAUCCUCUCAUGUACCAUUAAAUGUUACAGUCAUAUAUCAUCAUGUACCAUUAAAUGUUACAGUCAUAUAUCAUCAAAAGUUCCAUAAGAGUAGACGAGGACUCUGAGGAGUGAAUGGGUGUGUAAGUCCUUCCAUUAACAACUCUGUACAUCCUGUCGAGUGUACAACUCGCUAUGUGAUAACGCAUCCUCUUGGUGCUCUGUAUAUACUAGGCAGAAUCAUGACAGCCAGGUCCAUGAGAUAUGUCCACCCCUAGCCAUUAGCUGCCGACAUCUUAUCUUCAAGAACUCUAACAUUUCUGAGUGGUAGAAAAUAUUAUUUUUUGCAUAAGCUUGUCAAUAUGGUUAUAUAUCAUAUGAUUAUAUUGAGUAAGUAUCUGCCAUUAGAAGGUGGUUAAGAUAUAGAAAAGUUCCAGGGUGUUGUUUUUGUACAAGUUGUGUACAAGAAAACUAACUUGAAUUGUAAGUUUAUACUGCAUCAGUAGUUGCCAGUAAUUCUGUAAUAUUUUGUACACCCACCAUCCAUCAUUUGUAAAUACCAUUGUUUGAACAUUUGCAUGCAUUUUUUCAUAGAACAAAGCCAUGUGUUGAUAGGUUUAAAAUAUUUGUGAAAAAAGCUUAUUUUUCUAUUUCCUGUAUAUAAGUGUACAGUGAAUGUGUCCGAGUUUCUGAGAGGCUUCAAGUAUAAAUACUCCCGUGCCAUAGGGUUGUAACCAAAACAGAGGACAGCUGUGCUUUCAUAGAACAUCAAAUCAUUUCUAAUCAUUCACUUCAGUAUUUAUAUCUCCAAUUUCCUUUCAUGGACUUGUGUUUAUCAUUUUUACCAGAAUAAUGUUCCUCAAAAUAGAAGGAGGUUUGUCACAAAUUUCAUGAAUCGUGAUUAGAAAAAGAGGUUUGGAGUGGGGGGUGGAGGGCUUAUGGUAUAGUUUUUGGACAUGGGGAGGUGACCUAAAAGUCAACAUCCAACCACGGGAUAGAGGAGUCAUUAUUUGUUUCAUUUGCCAUUCAACAGAGUAGCCAUAGUUUCAUUUUGUUUGAUGAACAACAGGGAAGAUUGAUGCAUGGGUUUUGGUUUAUAAUUAAUUUGGCGUACUUGGCAAUUUGGAGAGAGUGUGGUUGUUAUGUUCUGUAAUUGCAUGUACAAUCUGUUUUUCAUGUUUUAAAAAAAAGUUAUAUGAUGCAGCAUUUAAUCUUGGGCCAUAACAGACAUAAUAUCGUAAUCGUGAUUAAUCAACUUCCCGCAUUCUUGUGUUGGUCAUCAUAGGUGUCUGGGUGCAAUAAAAUCUUCUUCCGAGAUCUCCAUGACUAUGCUAGAAAACAUUCAGUCCUGAUGUAUUCAACCAUUGUUCACUGGUUUCUGCUCCAUUUUAAUUAUUUUCUGUUUUACUGAUUUUAUAUCUAAAGGAAUUUUUAGUUUUGAAUUAAACUUUUGUUUUACAAAUGUAUGAAACAUUAACAUGUUAUAUGAAAUUUUAGUUUUGUCAUCAAAUACAGGUAGAUUGUGUUUUUAACCAUUGGAAUAUAUUGACUUAUCAACCUGAUGUUAUACUGUAGAAGAGUGAUUGCUUCAUCAAGAAUAUAUUUUUAAUUAUGAACUCUCAACAAAUUUGCCUGUUAUCAAUUUUAACUGCUUGACAAUGUCUGCUCAGAAUAAAGCAGCUGUCGUCCACUCUAA